Molecule: messenger RNA, 1821 nt
Organism: Fusarium sp. VM40
Lineage: Eukaryota; Fungi; Ascomycota; Sordariomycetes; Hypocreales; Nectriaceae
Source: the annotation of a GenBank genome assembly
AUGCAAUUCACAACACUCGACGCACAGCCUCGUCUGGCCCAAGACAGCUUCGAUGACAUAAAUCCCAAGGACUUCUUUGACCAGCAACCCAAGUCUAAGCGUCCACGAACCGCUGAUAUCCUCCUUGAUGAGCAGCUUCCACAAGGUCUUAUCAGCCCUGGUGAGUCAGCAGACCUCGCAGGAGACUUCUUCUCAGUCAAGGGGGAGCUUGACUCAGACCAUGACUCUCUUCCCGAGGACAUCUAUGAGACCGAAGAGGAGAGGCGACAACACUGGUACGUUGGUAGUAUCGACCAGGGCACAACAUCAACUCGAUUCCUUAUCUUCAAUGGCCAUGGCGAACCUGUUGCUAGCCAUCAGAUGGAAUUCAAGAACCAUUACCCUAACUCCGGAUGGCACGAGCAUGACCCUAUGGAGCUCCUUGAGUCUGUAGAGACAUGUAUCGAGAAGGCCACAGAAAAGUUCAUCGCCCAGGGUCACUCGGCUAACGACAUUCGCUCCAUUGGACUCACAAACCAGCGUGAAACCACCAUCCUCUGGGACAGCACCACUGGCGAGGCCCUAUACAAUGCCGUCGUCUGGCCUGACACUCGCACUUCUGCCCUUGUCCGUGAGCUCAAGAACAAGCCUGGCGCUGAGAAGCUCCAGGAAACCUGUGGCCUGCCACUGUCUACCUACCCCUCAAGUGUCAAGCUUCUCUGGGUCCUCCAGAAUGUGGACUCCGUCCGGCAGGCCUAUGAUGAAGGCCGACUAUGUUUCGGCACUGUUGACUCAUGGCUCAUCUACAAGCUCAAUGGUGGAAAGGAUCGUGAGGGUGGACCCAUAUUCGUCACUGAUGCAACCAACGCCAGCCGCACUAUGUUCAUGAACAUCAAGACCCUCAACUACGACGAUGAGCUUCUCAAGUUCUUCGAUGUUGACCGCAGCAAGAUUGCUCUGCCCAAGAUUGUUCCUUCCUCUGACCCUACUGCUUACGGGUCCCUCGCUCGUGGAAUUCUCAAGGGUAAACCUAUCGCCGGCUGCUUGGGUGAUCAGUCAUCUGCCCUUGUCGGCCAGUGCGGUUUCCAACCUGGCCAGGCCAAGAGCACAUACGGCACGGGCUGCUUCCUCCUUUACAACGUUGGCAAUGAGCCAGUCAUCUCCAAGACUGGUCUCCUCGCGACCGUUGCAUACGACUUUGGAAAGGGUCGCAAGCCCGUCUACGCUCUUGAGGGUAGUGUCGCUGUUGCUGGCUCCGGUGUCACAUUCCUUCAGAACAACCUGGGCAUUAUCAAUUCUCCCGCAGAGGUGGAUACUGUUGCGCGAUCUGUCCCUGACAACGGUGGUGUUACAUUUGUGACAGCUUUUAGUGGCCUCUUCGCCCCCUACUGGAUUGACGACGCCAAGGGCACCCUUUUCGGAGUCACUCAGCACACCAAUAAGGGGCAUAUUGUGCGAGCCACUCUCGAAGCAACCUGCCAUCAAACUGCCGCCAUUCUCGACGCCAUGGCAUCCGACUCUGGACAUGAUUUGGACAUUCUCGCAGUUGAUGGUGGUCUCUCCAACUCAGACCUUUGCAUGCAGACACAAGCCGACCUCAGCGGUGUGCCAGUCGACCGUCCCGCCAUGCGCGAGACAACGGCACUGGGCGCUGCUAUCGCAGCAGGUCUCGCUACUGGAGUCUGGGACGAGCUUGAGGAUCUUCGCGAAGUCAACCGAAAGAACCGCACCGUCUUCCGCCCUCAGGCUGAUCAAAAGUCAGUCCGCCGAUCACGAAAGAGGUGGGAGCGAGCUGUUGAGAUGAGCCGAGGAUGGCUCCAGGAGGAUGAAGAUGAUGAAUAA